CACUCUACUUCCGCUUCCUCUAAAGUCAGCUGAUUUAAUCGGGUGGCUGUUGACACCGACAUUUCCGAGGCUAGACAACUUAAACAAAAGUAACUUUUAAAGUUGAAAUGACAGUCGUAUAAAGUUUCUUUUGUUUGAAACGGUCCUCUGGCAUCUCUCCGAGUAACUGAAAACUGACAAACUUCUAUUAUAGAAUGGCUUCUUUGCUUUUCUGCGGUCCUAAACUGGCCGCAUGUGGACUGGUCCUGAGCAUUUGGGGUGUCAUUAUGUUGGCAAUGCUGGGGAUUUUUUUCACCACACAUUCAGCUGUGCUCAUAGAGGAUGUACCCUUCACAGAGAAAGACAUGGAGGAUGGGCCAACGGCGCUGCAAAACAUCUAUAAUUUGUACAACCAAGUUGGAUACAAUUGCUUCAUUGCAGCAGCAAUCUACGUUGGCAUUGGAUUCCUGUCAUUUUGUCAAGUUCGCCUGAACAAGCGCAAGGAAUAUCUGGUGCAUUAGUACCACCUAGUGAUUGGAGUAUAACUCUACCUCUAAAUUCCUUUGUUGUCUUUGUAUGUAGUAAUGCUGCAUUUGCCUUAAAAUGAAGCUUUAAAUGAGUGUAGAUAUUUAAGAUUGAAUGAUUAUCUAUUUUACUGUGCUUUUCUUUAUUGCCUUUCUAUCUUGAAGCCUAUCAUAAAAUUAUCAUGUGUGUGCUUAUCCAUUAUGAUUAUGUGGUACCUCCCUAAUUUGCCUUUUAUAGUCCUCUUUUCAUCAGUAGACCAACGAAACAUAAAUAAAAUUAUUUCAUUGCGAUUUUAUUCAGCCUUAACACCUAUCAUACAUUCAGUCUCAUUAAGUAAAUGUUGAAUGGAAUUUUACAUGGUCACACUGGUUCUGUUGUCACAAUAAAUGACUCAAGAUUUUG
This is a messenger RNA of Cyprinus carpio (common carp), 906 nucleotides long. Its product is annotated as ribonuclease kappa-A. Lineage: Eukaryota; Metazoa; Chordata; Actinopteri; Cypriniformes; Cyprinidae. The record is from RefSeq and is a predicted model, not a curated record. Gene Ontology annotation, molecular function: RNA endonuclease activity.